CAGUGAGCUGCGAGGAGCCGGCGCCCCGUGCCGCGUCAGCCCGUCCGCCCGCCGCCGUCUGCGGGUACGCGCCGCGCGCCGCUCGCGGAGCAUCUCCCGGCCGCGCACCUGUCCCUGCACCUGCCCGCCGCCCGCCCGGCGCCCCGGGACCGCCCGCCGCAGUCGGGCCCGGGCGCAGCGCCGCGGAGGGAGGGCCGCCGGGCGGGCCGGGCCGGCGCGGCGAUGAUGCACAGGUUCCGAAAGUGGCUGUACAAACCCAAGAGGUCGGACCCGCAGCUGCUCGCCCAGUUCUACUAUGCUGAUGAGGAGUUGAACCAGGUGGCCGCCGAGCUGGACAGCCUGGACGGGAGGAAGGACCCACAGCGGUGCACGCUGCUCGUCAGCCAGUUCCGCUCCUGCCAGGACAACGUGCUGAACAUCAUUAACCAGAUCAUGGACCUGUGCAUCCCUCAGGACCGCGCCCCGCGGGACUUCUGCGUCAAGUUCCCCGAGGAGAUCCGGCACGACAACCUGGCGGGCCAGCUGUGGUUCGGAGCCGAGUGCCUCGCCGCCGGCUCCAUCAUCAUGAACCGGGAGCUGGAGAGCAUGGCCAUGCGCCCGCUGGCCAAGGAGCUGACCCGCAGCCUGGAGGACGUGCGGGGCACCCUCCGCGACCAGGCGCUGCGGGACCUCAACACCUACACGGAGAAGAUGAGGGAGGCGCUGAGGCACUUCGACGUCCUCUUUGCCGAGUUCGAGCUGAGCUACGUCUCGGCCAUGGUGCCGGUGAAGUCCCCCAGGGAGUACUACGUGCAGCAGGAGGUCAUCGUGCUGUUCUGCGAGACCGUGCAGAGGGCCCUGGCCUUCGGGUACCUGACCCAGGACAUGAUUGACGACUACGAGCCGGCCCUCAUGUUCACCAUCCCCAGGUUGGCCAUCGUGUGUGGCCUCGUGGUCUACGCAGAUGGACCCCUGAACUUGGACCGCAAGGUGGAAGACAUGUCCGAGCUGUUCCGGCCCUUCCACACGUUGCUGCGGAAAAUAAGGGAUCUGCUGCAGACCCUGACUGAGGACGAGUUGCACACGCUGGAGAGGAGCCUCUGCAUCUCGCAGGAUGUGGAGUUCCCCAUCCAGGCCGCCGGGCCGGUGCCACCCGCCCUGGCGCCGGCCUUCCCUGCGCCCCUGCCCCCCGAGGAGCUGCUCCCCGCCAAGGCCAAGAACCCGGAGGCGGAGCUGGCCUGCUCCAUGCAGUACGACGACCAGGAGCUGGAGCAGCUCAACCGCAUGGUGUGCCGGGCUGGGGACGCCAUGUCGUGCCUGCUGUCCCCGCCCAGCGCCUGCCAGUCCCCCGCACGCAGGCCUGGGGCUGAGGGUAGCCCCCAGGCCGUGGCCUCCCCAGGCGGCAGGCUGCGGCAACAGGGCAGCGAGGAGGAGGAGGGGAGGGUGUUCUUCAUGGAUGACGUGGACGGGGCAGCAGAGACCCCGGGCGGCCCGUCCGGGUGGACAGGCGGCCCCCGCGCUGAGCCCCGGGAGAGAGGGCAAGGCAAGCAGGCGGAGGUUGACGUGCCGGCCACCCCGAAGGAGGAGGAGGACGUGAGCAACAACAACAACGUCCCAGACGGCAAGGCGUGGGCGGCGGGCCCCAACUCCUGCAGCUGCCUGGACGCCCCGCCGCACCUGGACGGCUGGGGGGCGACGGCGGAUGAUGCGGAGGCGGCCGAGGUGAUUGCCCACCGGACGGGCGGCAUGAAGCUCUCGGCCACGGUCAUCUUCAAUCCCAAGUCGCCUGGCUCGCUGGACGGCUCCGGCCCCGCCCCAGAAGGCUCCAGGAGCGACCUCUCCCCGUCAGAGCCCGAGGCCGGGGGGACGGAGGGCGGCUCCCACGAACUCAGCGCCGCGGCCACCAGCUGCCUCCUCAACUCCUGUGUGUGCUGUGGGGGCUGCGGGAGUGGCCGGGAGGACACGGCCGAGAGCCUGCAGGACCAGCACGGCCCGGGGGGCGUCAUCGGCGCCCCCUCUGUUGGCGCAGCCAAGGCCGGUGCCAAGGGCACGGCCAAGGGACUGGAGGAGGCCUGGCCUGCCCUGGAGACGCUGCCCGUGGGCACCCCAGCCCCCCUGCCCUCAGAAGGCACCCCCGACAGCCAGGAGCCCAAAGCCCCUGCUUCCAACAAGUGCCUGGCCCCCUCCUCAGGGCCCCCGGUGGAUGCAGCAGACACGCCGCACAGAGGUGGCGAUGGUGGUCAGCAAGAGGCGCCUGAGGCCGGGACGCAGGGCCCCGGGCAGCACACAGAGGCCAGGGAGGGGCGCCGGCGCCUGUCUGGGUCCAGCGGCUCCGCGGCCGGGGCCUGCCCCUCCGACGAGACAGCGGCCGAGGCCGUCCCUGCGGCCGCGAGGGAGAAGAUGCGAUCCCGCUUCCACAGCAGCCAUGACCUGAUCCACCGCCUCUUCGUCUGCAUUUCAGGCGUGGCUGACCAGCUGCAGACCAACUACGCCAGUGACCUGAGGAGUAUUCUCAAGACCCUCUUUGAGGUCAUGGCCACCAAGCCAGAAAUGGACGACAAGGAGAAAUUAAAGAAGGUCACCCAGGCCCUGCGGAGCGCAGCCUUGGAGGACUGCGCCCUGUGCCAGGAGACCCUGUCGUCGUCCGAACUCUCGGCCAAGACCCGAGAUGGGGACUUGGAAGACCCGCCGGAGUGGGUCCCGGACGAGGCCUGCAGCUUCUGCACCGCCUGCAAAGCGCCCUUCACGGUCAUCCGCAGGAAGCACCACUGCCGCAGCUGCGGGAAGAUCUUCUGCUCCCGCUGCUCCCCGCACUCAGCCCCGCUGCCCCGCUACGGGCAGGUGAAGCCGGUCCGUGUGUGCACGCACUGCUACAUGUUCCACGUCACACCCUUCUACAGCGACAAGGCGGGCGUCUGACCCGCACCAGGCGCUCCUGCGCCCUCCAGGGCCUGGAGGGUCGCCCGGGAAGGCUGCCCACACUCCCCACCCUCCACCCAGAUGCUGGUGCCUGGAGGGUGUUCACUGCAUUUCAUCAGCUGCUGCCGCCACCGCGGAGACUCCCAAACAUCCAGAGCCUCCGUCCCGGCCACGUUGGCCCCCCCACGCGUCGGGGCCACCAGGGGUCAGCUUCGGCAGCAGGGGCCCUGGGUGGCCAGGUGGCUGCCGACAGGGCAGGCUCUCCUCCUGCACGUCCGCCUGCCCCGCCGAGCUGCCACCUGGAGGCUUAGCCACAGCAGAAGGCCCGUUCAGCACGAUGACAGGAAGUGCGGUUGUGGUCUGCGCUGCGGGCAGCCGCGGCGCCUGCGGCACACCUGGUGACAGGGUCCCCCGUCGGAGGGUGGCCGGGCUCGGAGCCCAACAGGGCUUCCCCGUGGGCCCGCCGACCCAGAGGGACCAGGGUGUCCACCUGCCUGGUACCCUGAGCCCAAGGCGCCCGUCCCGUCCCCCUGCACUGCCCACGCCUGCUCCUGCAGGGCCUUGGCCAAGCCACACGCGUCCCAUUGUGCCCAGUGGUCCUCCAGCGAGCCCCACCCCUACGCGGUCUGCCCGCCCUCGUCCACCUGCCGAUGGGGAGGGGCGGUACGGAGGCUCAAGGCGGAGCUUCCAGGUUCUCAGUCUCAGGCCAGGGCUACCCAGGCAGCCAAGGAGCAGCGGGUGGCGCCCACUCGGCGGCUGCUACCCCCUUCCCUCUGUGCCCCGGGACCCUGGCGCUCCCCCUCAGGCCCCCGGGCAGCCGGGCCCCCCCCCGCACAGACACCUCCUCAGGCUUAAAUCUCAGGCUUCUCAUUGCAAUGACAAUUGCAGCUUUAUUUUUAGAGAGAGGACACACCUCCUGCUUCUUUUAUAGGAGAAACCCUAAUUACUAUUUAACAGUGGAAUAUACCUGCACAAAAAUGGCUUCUGUAGGGGGGAGGGGACUUCUGUAUUGAGAUUAUUUUUAUUUUCUAAAUGCUGUAAUUCGAAACCAUUUCCAUAAAUCUAUUUACG
Messenger RNA from Pteronotus mesoamericanus, 3969 nucleotides. It is a transcript of the gene ZFYVE28, whose product is annotated as zinc finger FYVE-type containing 28. The record is from RefSeq and is a predicted model, not a curated record. Lineage: Eukaryota; Metazoa; Chordata; Mammalia; Chiroptera; Mormoopidae. Gene Ontology annotation, biological process: negative regulation of epidermal growth factor-activated receptor activity. The transcript has 13 exons. Gene Ontology annotation, cellular component: early endosome membrane. Gene Ontology annotation, molecular function: metal ion binding. The coding region runs from base 223 to 2898 and encodes 891 amino acids.